AAACAAUAUGGCGUGCCGAAAUUGAUUUGGAACCUUUUAUGGUAUAAAUAUGUUUACUGUGAGCUUAAAUUAAUGUUGUCAGACUGGAAACUCACGGCAGGCUUUUGUUAAUAAUGAUUACCGAUUGUUCCAGAAUAUUGCCAAACAGAUGGAUAACAGUAUAGUCAAUGAAUUUGAGAAUCUACGCAUGUUCUCAAAAAGAACCAAGCUCUUAAGAAUGGAUGAGCUUGUGCAGGACCUAACUCUUGCCCUUGAGGAGACAAUGAAAGGUCAGAAGUCAUCACAAUCGGAAAACCUAACCCCCGGCACCAUGGCCCGCAGGCUGCAGAAGAAACGCAAAGGAAAGAGACAGCGUUCCAAUCCAAACUCCAUUUGGAAUUGCGGUGUGAUAAGUGAGGCCUCCGAAAGCAGUCUGGAUGAAGCGCUCAAGGAUUACAUUGACACUGUGGCUCAGCUGAGCGACUCUGAUGACAUCACAAUGGCCAGGAACGUUCACAGACUCACUGUUCCCAUUUCUGAUCCCAUCCCACCAGUGGAGUCGGAUUCCGUUACGGAAAACUUCUCCCCCAUGAGACCUCCGAGACGACGUAGGAAAUUUAAAAGUAUGGCGUUUGAUUCCUCGUCUCCACAAGCCGACGAUUCGGCCGUCUUCCUUGAGCCGAGUGUAAACAGGUAUAAACUGCGGAGCAAGACGCUGCAGGACAGUAACUCGAACAUAAUGAGCGAUACAGCAGCCGCGCCUUCAAGCUCCACGACCGGUGCUACAAACCAUCAGAGUAUUCUACCUGGGAAGAGAAAGCGUAAUAACAAGAGCAGAAAUGACUUCCAUCCGAUAGGUGAAAACACAGACAGUCUGGAUGGAAUGGAUAUGUCCAGUUACUCACACGAAAGCAGUUCUUUAAGCAGCAGUGAAAGUGAUGGACUCGUUACUAAUGAUGAAGGAAGAGAAGCUGAUGAUGAACAGAGUGACUUUUUCCAUGAACCUGGACCUGCCUGUGGUAUAGCAGGUAUCGUGCCGUGGUGGGAGAACGAACGUGUCACUGACAGCAAUGUGAUGAUGGACCCCAACUUUGAGAGUAUCCUCACGGGAACGUUUGAACAUCUGCCCAAGGCCUCUCAGCUCAGUUUCAAGGCACGGGUCUCCAGACUGAUGGCCUCGAAUGGACGAGAAAUGAGGCUUGGAAGACGCAAACUAAAAGGAAAGAUGCCGAGCUACACCAUGACGCGGUUCAUCCAGGAUCGACAGAUGUGGAGUCAAAUGCAGUCCUGCUACAAUCCAUCUGGCUGGCAUUCCAGCAGCUUCCCCCCAAUGUCCACCGAGUGUAAACGGCGGAGAAAAGCUACAUCUUCAAAUCCACUCGAUGAAGGUCUGAUAGGAAAGCAUGCGAGUCCAAUUUCCGACGAGAACAUUGGGAACAAGAUGUUACAAAAUAUGGGCUGGAACCCAGGGUCUGGACUAGGCCCCGGUGGCUCUGGCAUCAAGAACCCAGUCCAGGCGUACAUGAGGGCAGGCCGAAAGGGCUUAGGCUACGAUUCCAACAAUCGCUCAGAUAUAUAACACAAUUCGUUUUAGUUUUAACCUUUUAGGUAGUCGUGUUUUAGAUCAAUAUAUUUUUUAUUGUCAAGUAGUUUAGCUAGUGAAGUGAAAUAGUAAAUCAAACUGUAGCCAUUCCUAUUACUAGCAGGGCCCCGUUCCACGAAGUGAUCUUAGCAUAAGGUAGCUAUGCACUUACGGUGAUCUUAGGGCUAUGAUCGCUUUGUGGAUAGGGGCCCUGGGUCCAUAUUUUCGAAGCUAUCUUAGCGCUACAAAGUCGUAAGAUGAUCGUGGGUUGUGACGUCAUUACAGCACACGCCAUAGUUAAGUCAUACUCUACGAUGAUUUUACAAUUCCAUAGGCUAAGAUUGCUUUGAAAAUAUGGGCCCUGCAUCAUAGUGAAUGGUCGGCCUAAUGCGGGGACUAAAUGUUAGCCGUAGUGUAGACGUCAGUCUAUAUUGGUUAGUUUAAUUAAUUAAUGAAGAAAAUCGUUAGUGCAUCGUAUGCUCAAUAUUACCAUCAUAUGGGUGUUAAAAUCAUUUCAUGGAAUGCCACAGUAUCUUUAAAACACUUCAAUCCAGUGUUUCAAAAGAGCUGAAAGAAUAUGGUGUAGAAAAUGCUGGUACAAUUACUGAAAUCAGUCGAAAUGUUUUAAUUUAAUGACAUUUUAACACUAGCAUAAAUGUAGAUAUUUUAACGUGAGCAAGUCUUUUUAAGUUGAAGUGUUUUAACAUAAUGGGACAUUUAAUGAUGUUUUAACACAAACAUGAUUGUAAUGAUACAGUGUCUUUGAUGCAGAUAUUAGUUUCUAGAUUAACAGUGAACUAAGUAUAUAUUCAGCUCUAAUGUGCUCACCUGGAAAGUAUUUAAGCUCCACCUAGUUUUGACCAUGUGACUUGUACUUCUCAAGAGAUUGUGACUGUUCUGUGGGGGUGGGAUGUAGCCCAGUGGUAAAGUGCUCGCCUGAUGCAUGAUCAAUCUAGAAUCGAUCCCCAUCGGUGGGCCCAUUGGACUAUUUCUCAUUCCAAUCAGUGCUCCACAACUGGUGUAA
Gigantopelta aegis is the source of this 2585-nucleotide messenger RNA. RefSeq names its product G patch domain-containing protein 2-like. Gene Ontology annotation, molecular function: nucleic acid binding. The transcript has 7 exons. The coding region runs from base 149 to 1558 and encodes 469 amino acids. The record is from RefSeq and is a predicted model, not a curated record. NCBI's taxonomy places the organism in Eukaryota, Metazoa, Mollusca, Gastropoda, Neomphalida, Peltospiridae.